ACUUCCGGGGGCGCCAGAGUUUUGUUUCCGGGGGCAGGCAGCGGUGGCACCCGGCGGCGGAGCGCGGGGAUGCCGGAGAUCGGGAUCCGCCAUGUGGUGUCCGCGAGCAGCUCUGACCCGGCUCACUGCGCCGAGAACCUGCUCAAGGCCGACACCUACCGGAAGUGGAAGGCGGCGCAGGCAGGCGAGAAGCAGCUGUCGGUCAUCCUGCAGUUCGAGAAGGAGGAGCGGAUCCACAGCAUCGACGUGGGCAACGAGGGCUCGGCCUUCGUGGAGGUGCUGGCCGGCAGCUCCGCCUCGCCCAGCGAGCAGGACUACGAGGUGCUGCUGGUCACCUCAUCCUUUAUGUCGCCCUCGGAGAGCAAGGCCGGCACCAACCUCAACCGGGUCCGGAUGUUUGGCCCGGACAAGCUGGUGAAAGCAGCAGCCGAGAAGAAAUGGGACCGGGUGAAAAUUGUCUGCACCCAGCCCUACACCAAGACCUUGGCAUAUGGGCUGUCCUUUGUGAAGUUCCAUUCGCCGCCCGAGAACAACGAAACCCAGUCAAAAUCUGCCUCCCCGAAGGUAACCAAGCUGGGCCACUUUAAGGUGAAGGACGAGGACAGCAGUUCUGCCUCAAUGAGGCCUGGGGCCUUGUUCUUCAGCCGAGCUAGCAAACCACUUCUCACACCGCCCAAAGGCCUGCAGACGGAGGAACCGUCCCCCAGCUAUGCCGUGGCCACCCUCCAGGCCAGCACACCCGGCGCCUCCUCCCCCUUCCCCUCCGCUGCAGAGAAACCCACUGCCAGGACCUCCCCCAGCCAUGCCGCAGCCUCCCCCAAGGAUCCAGCUCCCACCAAGAGGAAGUUUGAGUUCAGUAAGGAGAACUCGUCCCCCCUCUCUGCUCGGAAACCAGACGCCGAGGCCCCCCACCCCACGCAGCCAGCCCCGAAGAAGCCCAAAGCCCCAGAGCCGCCCCCCAGCAGGCCGCCAGCCCCCAAGAAGCAGCCGAAGGAGCCAUCGCUGGAGGGGGCGGGAGAGGAUUUUCAUCACCUCCUGCAAGGGACGGUCUUCGUGCUGAGCGGCUUCCAGAACCCCUUCCGCUCCGAGCUGCGGGACAAGGCGCUGGAGAUGGGCGCCAAGUACCGGCCCGACUGGACCCCUGACAGCACCCACCUUAUCUGCGCCUUCGCCAACACCCCCAAGUACAGCCAGGUGAAGGGGCGCGGGGGCACCAUCGUGCGCAAGGAGUGGGUGCUGGACUGCCACCGGGCCCGUCAGCGGCUGCCCUGCAAACGCUACCUAAUGGGCGGGCCGCCCACCUCAGGCAGCGAGGAAGAAGAGGAGAGCAAAGAGGAGCCGCCCACCCGGUCCCGCAAGACCCCCUCCCCCCGACAGAGAGCCGGGCUGCCCAGUUCCAACCACCAGGGCAAGGGGCCUGCCAGGGCCCAGUCGCCUCAGGGUGAGUCCUCGGGGGAGGAGACAGAGCCCGGCACUUCCUGGGCCCAUGCCGGCAACUCGCGGGCUGGGGAGGAGAGCUCCCCGGCCUCCACGGACAGCAGGGAGCCCGCAGGGGCAAGGGACAGCGGGGAGGGCGACUCCGGCGACACAGACGACGAGCUGAGGAGGGUGGAGGAGGAGCACCGCAAGAAGCAGCAAGCGGGUCGGGAGACGACUCCGGACCCCGACGAUGACCCCUACGGCGGCUCCACAGAGGAGAACACGGAUGUGGAAGAGGAGCUGGAUCAGCCCAUCCCGGUGCUGCCUGAUUUCUUUGUGGGCAAACGCUUUUUCCUGUAUGGAGAUUUCCCGUCCCAGGAACGACGCCUCCUGAAUCGCUACAUCACGGCGUUCAACGGGCCCUGAAUGACAACGCCAACCUCUCGUUCGUCCGCCCUCGCUGGAUCUACACCUGCAACGAGCGCCAGCGGCUCAUCCCGCACCAGCCGUACGUGGUGGUGCCGCGAGCGUAGGGUGGCGCUUGGGGAUCCCGCUGGCGCAGCGUGGUGCGGACUCGGGGGGGCUGGGCGCUCUCCUGUGUACAGACGCCAUGCCGGGCGGGGGCGGUUCUCGCUGUUCUUGGUCCCUGCCUCAGCCUCCUGUUUGCAGCAACGGCAGGGCCUGAGCUGGGCUGUGCUGGGGCAGGGCUGCCCCGAAUGUGCCCACCUCCCCCGGCCAGACUCCCUGUUCCCCUCAAUAUACCCCCCAUCUCCAAGGCACCCUCAGCCCCCGCCUCCACCGCCUUUUCCGCCAGCGCUGUCGUUUCCACCCGUCGGGUUAAGCCUGAAUUGAUUGUGUGCACGGACGCCCCUACAGGGAUUUGAACCUCGCGUCUCGCUGCUCGCCUGCCGUAUGCUUACAUCCGUUCGAACCGGUGUCUGCAGCCAUGUGGGCUCCCUGUCCCCUUCACCCCUUUUCAGUUAAAUCCACAUGGCUUCAGCUGGCCAGAGUCUGUGCCUGGGGGUGGGGAGCCCGAGGGGCUGGGUUAGAUGCUAAACUCCAGAGAAUUUACCAACCCAAAGGAAAUGCAGGAAACCUUCCCUCCCUGCCUUAGCGCCCUGGGAUCAGGGUAUCUGGGGGCUCCCCUGGGAUCGGUGCGGCCGGGGGCUGCUUCUCACCAUGAAUUUCCACUGAGCUGUGGAGGGGUGAGUUCAGGUCUUAGCAAUUUGCUCUGGGCAAGGAAAUCAGGCUGGUGAGUUUUAGGCUGGUGGGAGGGGCCCCGGGUGGGUGUGUCUGGUCAGGUUCACUCCCGCUCCCUGGCCAGUUUCCCAGUUGCUGUGGGUCUGUCUGGAUGGUUUCCCCUCCCUCCCUUUCUCUUGCCCCAGAGCCUGGGGCAGUGUUCAUAUUUGGGGGGAAGCUCUUUUAUACAGAAUUUUCUUUGAGCAAAAUAAACUGUUUUCAGGAGAA
This is a messenger RNA of Chelonoidis abingdonii (Abingdon island giant tortoise), 2886 nucleotides long. RefSeq names its product X-ray repair cross complementing 1 (gene XRCC1). Lineage: Eukaryota; Metazoa; Chordata; Testudines; Testudinidae. The record is from RefSeq and is a predicted model, not a curated record. Gene Ontology annotation, biological process: base-excision repair; double-strand break repair via nonhomologous end joining; single strand break repair. Gene Ontology annotation, molecular function: damaged DNA binding. Gene Ontology annotation, cellular component: nucleus.